Molecule: messenger RNA, 2086 nt
Organism: Procambarus clarkii (red swamp crayfish)
Lineage: Eukaryota; Metazoa; Arthropoda; Malacostraca; Decapoda; Cambaridae
Product: replication factor C subunit 4
Biological process (GO): DNA repair; DNA-templated DNA replication
Cellular component (GO): nucleus; DNA replication factor C complex
Molecular function (GO): DNA clamp loader activity; ATP binding; DNA binding
Source: RefSeq, a predicted model, not a curated record
CAAUUUGGACCCGGCAACACUGCUCCGUACUGUUUGUUGACCAUCCUUGGCGGGAAGACCCGGGACCUGUGUACUACCUGCAGGAGAAACCUCAGACAACACUACUUCCUGCAAGCAACGGGAGAGGGAGAACCUCCUUCAUGAGCCAGUGGCAGUAGUAGCACCUUCGUGAACCUACGGCAGUCAGAGCACCUUCACACACACACCACGUCCGUAAUAUAUAAAGAGACUUCAUAAGUCAUCAUGCAAGCCUUCCUCAAAACUGGAAAGCUUGGUGGAGGCUCUAGCUCGGCAGGACCCAGCAAAGAAAAGGUUCCCAGGAAGAAGGGACCUACACCUUGGGUUGAGAAAUACCGGCCAAAGACGGUAGAAGAUGUUGCUUACCAAGAUGAGGUGGUGUCUGUUCUGAAGAGCACACUGAUGGGUGCUGAUCUGCCAAAUUUGCUGUUUUAUGGACCUCCAGGCACUGGCAAAACUUCAACCAUUUUGGCUGCUGCAAGACAGCUAUUUGGAGACCUUUUCCAUCAGAGAGUUUUAGAGUUAAAUGCCUCUGAUGAGCGAGGAAUUCAGGUUAUAAGAGAGAAGGUCAAGAGAUUUGCCCAGACAACUGUGUCCAGCACCAGACCAGAUGGUAAACCAUGUCUACCUUACAAAAUCAUUAUACUGGAUGAGGCUGACUCGAUGACUAAUCCUGCCCAAGCAGCCCUCAGGCGUACUAUGGAAAAACAGUCCCGGACAACCCGUUUCUGUCUGAUCUGCAAUUAUGUGUCUCGCAUUAUUGAGCCUCUUACAUCAAGAUGUUCCAAGUUUCGUUUUAAACCUCUUGCACAUGGAAUUAUGAUGAAGCGACUGUCUUACAUCUGUGAAGAAGAAAAUGUCAAAUAUGAAGAUGGUGUUUUGGAAGCGUUUGUUGAAACUAGUGAAGGAGAUCUGCGAAGAGCUAUUACGACUUUACAAUCAGCUGCUCGACUUCGUAGCGGUGAAAAAAUCCAACAGCAAGAUGUUUAUGAAAUUACAGGAGUUGUUCCAGAGAAGUGGUUGGAUGAACUUUUUGAAGUGUGCUUGACUGACUCCUAUGAAAAAUUAACUGAUUUCAUCACCCUGAUGAUGAUGGAAGGUUUCUCUGCAAGCCAGAUAAUGAAUCAAAUACAUGAUCGUAUUGUCGCACAUGACAGAUUAAGUGACCUUCAGAAAGCUGCCAUCUUCGAAAGACUAGCUAUAUGUGAUCAUCGACUCAUGGAUGGUGGGGACGAGUAUCUUGAAGUGUUGGACCUCUCUUGUACUAUAAUGACACAGCUCUGUCAUGCUACAUGAAGAAAAACCAGAUUUAAUUAGUGUGACUAAAUAACUUUGCUGUUCCUCCCACAGAUAGCAUACACAUACUGUUAAAAGAUAAAAUAUAUUCUGUACAUUUUCAAAUUUUUGCUGCACUGUUGUGUGUAUUUUUGCUUAACCUUUCUGGCUCUGUUUACAUUCAAUAUAUUAAUAAACUGUAAUUUUGAGUGAAAAAUUAAAUACAAAAUUAUACCUUUUUCUGUGAGGGUUGCUUUGGUAGGCCUUCCAAACUACCCACCUAGCUAGCUGACACACAAACUACACCAAGAGCAGAAUAUGGCUCCCCUCAAUAGAAGCAAAGAAAUUUGGGAAUACAGUAUAUUACCUUCUACAGUACUCAAGAGAUAACUAUCAAAAAAGUAGAGCACACCAAACCAGACAGCUUCAUGAUUACCAUUGGCAACUCUGCACCUUUAGUAUGUAAACAAUCAUUUCCUGGGUUGUAUCACAUGAGGCAGUAGCAAUUUUGGAAUGCCAGCCCCCUCAUUCUCACCUGUUGGCUUGUUCCAGAUUGAAACAUGCCAACAGGUGGAACACAUGUAGGCUGAGGGCAGAUGGCAUUGCAGGAGGCUAAGGUGAUCCAAGAGAUCCGAGAGUCUGGCUCUCUAGGGAGGCAUUGACCUUUAUAUAGUCAGGCGAUGAUGACUCAUCCGGUGUCAACUCAAGGUGGUAACAAGCACUACUAGCAAACUUCUAGUUUGUGGCUGGCGGCGCCUUUGUGUUGAAGCGCCCCACUGCUAGUUGAAGGCGG